Messenger RNA from Misgurnus anguillicaudatus (oriental weatherfish), 6153 nucleotides. NCBI's taxonomy places the organism in Eukaryota, Metazoa, Chordata, Actinopteri, Cypriniformes, Cobitidae. The record is from RefSeq and is a predicted model, not a curated record.
AUUUAUCACUUUUACUUCAGUACAAGAUGCAUGCACAGAAGAAAAUACACACUAUAUGUUUACAUUAUUUACUGGCAAGCUUACUUGUUUACUUGAUAUAAAUCAGUGCACGGCCUUUGGAAUUACGAGAUCGACGUCACACCAUCAGCCAAUCAGCGCGCGGUAGCAUGUUUCACCUGUCGUCGAAAACAGGUACCAAACCUCAUAACAACAUUCCUGCAUACGCGAGCCUCUUGGCGUUUACAACAUUAUGAUCGCUUCGUUCGCUUUUGUCUAGAAACUGUCAUUGUAUUUUCAUUAUUUAAUCAAUAUUUGUUGUUUUGUCUUACACUGAAGGAUUUUUAUACUCUUUAAACUUUUUCGGGACAGACGGACGGCAGGACUUGGCUACACAGUACUUAAUUGUUUUCCUGUACAUAAGACUUUGAACAUUUUGGAUCGAAACACAAACUGAAAAGAGAAAACUGACUGAAAAGGGGCAAACUAAAUUCUGGAAAUCAUUUCGUCAAGAAGAAUAGAAGAGAAACAAGAAAGACAAAAGUCGAAGGAAACAUAAUUUCUUUAACAUCUCUUUCAUCAUGGAUAUUUUUGAAUAAUGUGUCAAAAUUGACGGACUGUCUUCACGUUGGGAAUAUUGAGUGAGAAUGAAGAUGCGGAUGCUCGCGCUGUGUCUCGCGCUCUCUGCGCUUCGCUCGUGUGCGCAUGCUCAGACGCAGGAGGGUAAACAUGAAGUGACGGUGUGUACAGGCACUCAGAACAAGUUAAGUGUGACGGGAAGUUAUGAUGUUCAGUAUAAGCUCAUGAAGGAUAUGUACACGGGUUGCCAGAUUGUCUUAGGAAACCUGGAAAUCACACAGAUGGAACACAAUCGCGAUUUCUCCUUCCUGAAGUCUAUCCGUGAGGUAACGGGCUACGUCCUCAUCGGCAUCAACCAGUUCAGACGUUUACCUCUGGAACAGCUUCGAGUCAUCCGAGGAACGACCCUAUAUGAGAAGAAAUUCGCCCUGGCCAUUCUUGUCAACUAUCAGAGAGACGGCGUGUACGGACUGACGGAGCUGGGCCUCACACACCUGACAGAGAUCCUUGAAGGUGGAGUUCAGAUCAUCCAGAAUAAAUUCUUGAGCUAUGCGCCACAAAUUAAUUGGGUGGAUAUUGUGAGGGACACCACUGCAGAAAUUAUCAUUGAGGACAACGGACCAGAACUUCCUUGUCACGAGUCUUGUGGUGGUCGAUGUUGGGGUCCAGGAAAGGACAGUUGUCAAAUCUUGACUAAAACGGUGUGUGCACCGCAGUGCAACGGUCGCUGUUUUGGACGCAGUCCCGCCGAGUGCUGUCACAGUGAGUGCGCUGGAGGCUGCACCGGACCUCUCGACACGCACUGUUUUGCCUGCAGACACUUCAACAACUCGGGCUCAUGCGUGCCGCAAUGUCCACAGGCUAUGAUCUACAACAAAGUGGCAUAUAAAAUGGAACCCAACCCUAAUGUGAAAUACCAGUACGGCUCAAUCUGUGUGUCCCAGUGUCCAACUAACUUUUUGUUAGAUGGCAGUUCAUGCGUUAGCAGCUGUCCGGCACAGAAGAUGGAGGUGGACAAAAAAGUAGGGGGGAAAAGAUGCGAGCCGUGCGUGGGUGUCUGUCCGAAAGUAUGUGUUGGCACUGGUCCGGACUUCAGACAGACCGUAGACUCGUCGAAUAUUAACAGCUUUAUAAACUGCACUAAGAUUCAAGGCAGCCUGCAUUUCCUGGUAACAGGAAUUAAAGGAGACGAAUACAAUAAUAUCAGUGCUCUCGAUCCGAAGAAACUGAAAAUCUUCAAUACAGUCAAAGAAAUAACAGACAUUUUGAGUAUUCAGUCUUGGCCUGAAGAGAUGGAAGAUCUUUCUGUUUUUUCAAACCUGGCAACCAUACAGGGAAGAACACUGUACAGAGGACAGAGUACAAAGAGGGGUUACUCCCUUUUAGUGAUGAAAAUUCCUACCCUGAAGUCACUGGGUCUUCGCUCUCUCAAGCGGAUUGGUGACGGUGGCAUCUACAUCACAGGAAACACUAAGCUCUGUUAUCAUCACACAGUUAACUGGACACGUCUGUUCGGUACUGGCCCUCGGGCCCAGCGCCGCCAGAAGACCCUUGACAUUAAAGAAAACCACCCGCAAAAGGAAUGCAUCGCAGAGGGAAAUGUGUGUGAUCCCCUUUGUUCAUCUGAGGGCUGCUGGGGUCCUGGACCCAAUCAGUGUCUGUCUUGCAAGAACUACAGCAGAGAAGGAACAUGCGUACCACAAUGCAACUUCAUGACAGGUGAUACACGCGAGUUUGCCAAACCGAAUGGAGAGUGCAUGCCGUGUCACAAAGAGUGUGCCAUGCAGGAAAACAAACAAACCUGCUCAGGACCGGGUGAUCACGAAUGUAAGGCAUGCAAGAAUUUUCAGGAUGGGCCCUACUGUGUGCUUGAGUGUCCACAGGGGUUUCAGGUUGGAAACGGACUCAUCAUUUAUAAGUUUCCCAAUUCCCAGCGCAAAUGCCAACCGUGCCAUCCCAACUGCACGCAGGGAUGUACAGGUCCAAAUCUGAACGAUUGUGUGAAUACCUCCAGGACACUUGCUGGGUUGCCGGUGACAGCAAUAGUGCUAAGUGUUAUAUUCGGAGUGAUUGUUGCAUUCUCAGUGUUUGUGCUCAGCGUUCUGUAUCGGAGGAGUCUUGCCAUUCGCCGUAAACGUGCCAUGAGGAGAUAUCUGCAGAGUGGAGAGAGUUUCGAACCACUGGAUCCCGGAGAAAAGGGUGUGAAAGUUCAUGCUCGUCUUCUGAGAGUGUCUGAACUACGAAAGGGCAAACUUCUCGGCUCUGGAGUGUUUGGCACAGUGCAUAAGGGAGUGUGGAUACCGGAGGGAGAAACUGUGAAGAUCCCCGUGGCCAUCAAGACAAUUCAAGACCGUACGGGUCGACAAAGCUUCAAUGAAGUUACAGAUCAUAUGUUGGCUAUGGGAAGUCUGGACCACUCGUAUAUAGUUCGACUUUUGGGCAUCUGUACCGGGACAAACCUACAGCUGGUCACUCAGCUCAGCCCACAGGGGUCUUUGCUGGAAUACAUCCGAAAGCGCAAAGAGAGUCUGAACCCUCAGAGACUGCUCAACUGGUGUGUGCAGAUUGCCAAGGGUAUGUACUAUCUAGAGGAGCAAAGGAUGGUCCAUAGGAAUCUGGCUGCCAGGAACAUUCUGCUAAAGAGUGACUUUAUAGUUCAAAUAGCUGAUUAUGGGAUUGCUGACCUCCUCUACCCAGACGACAAGAAAUACUUCUUUAAUGAAAUCAAGACGCCAAUUAAGUGGAUGGCCCUCGAAAGCAUUUUGUUUCGAAGAUACACGCACCAGAGUGAUGUAUGGAGCUAUGGUGUGACAGUUUGGGAAAUGAUGUCAUACGGGGCGGAGCCUUAUUCGACUAUGAGGCCGCAGGAAAUACCUGAUCUGUUAGAAAAAGGGGAACGCCUCUGUCAACCUCAAAUCUGCACCAUAGAUGUCUACAUGGUUAUGGUCAAAUGUUGGAUGAUUGAUGAAAAUGUCCGGCCGACUUUCAAGGAGCUUGCCAACGAAUUCACACGAAUGGCCAGAGACCCUUCCCGGUAUCUUGUCAUUAAAGAGGAACACAGAACUACUGAAUCCACCCCAGAUGAGUCACAUCAGAGGGGGACAGAGAUGGACAUAUUAGGGGCGGAUCAUGAAGAUGAAGUAUUGCAAGAUGCAAUUGACACUCCACCUUACAUAACGCCAGCUAGAAGUUUAUCUAGAUUGCGGAUAGAUUCUCAUCGGGCAAGUUUGACUCCAUCCAAUAUGGCUGGAUAUCUGCCCAUGACCCCUGGACUGGAAAACUCUUUGCAGAUGGCAUGUGUAUCCCGUUCCCGUCUCGACUCUGCGUGCACCAUGAGCUCUGAGGAUCACAGCACUGCAGUUGAACUGGAGAAGAAUGACGAUUUCUCGUCGGUCGGCAGCAUGAGGAGGGUCACGCAUCGCGAGGACAGCGCUUACAUGUCACAGCGAGACAGCCUAUCAGGGCCACCAGACACGCCCUUUCCAGGGACUCAAGGAGAAGAGGACCAAAAUGGAUAUGUGUUGCCUGGAUUUGGUGACAGUCCAGAGAAAGAAGCACUUCUGUUUAUGCCCUCGCGUGUGAUGCAUUCUCAAAAGAGAAUGUCGAGAGGUAAUUCCGGUGAUUUUUUAGAAGCCCACAAUGGAUUGAAUGAAGAAUACGAGUACAUGAACAACCAGACCCUCUCUCUCGGGCAUAUACCAGGGCAGCUUAAAGAUUACAAUCAGCGACCGUCACGAAUCCGCAGUUCAUCCUUCAACCCUGCAGGAUCUUACAACACUCACAAAUCUCCAGGCUUCAACAGACCCAGCAAGAGAUCGUCGAUCGAGGGCUCUGUGAGCAGCGGAGGUUUCUCCCUGUCCUCAACCGAACAAAGGAGCCACAGUGACGGCGAUUUCCUCUCCAGUGAAGCAGAGUACACGGACGCCGAUUUGGAUCCCCAGGAGGUUCAAUACGAGUACAUGGAUAUCCGUGGUAGUGGAGGACCGGCGACUAAGUCCCGACUCAAACUCCAACUCCCGAGACCCGUUUCCCAUCCUCCUCGCAGGAAGUUGCCGCAAGACGAUGAAGACGAGUAUGUGGAGGAAGACUAUCAGUAUACUAACAGGCAGCCACGGCUGAGGAAUUCUUUAAGGGUGCUGGGAUUAAAGGAGGGUGAGGGCGAAUCAAACGAAUAUGAGGAAAUGGACUCGUUGGCUGCAGGUGGAGCCUCUGCAGUUGAAUAUCAGAACUUAGACGAAGACAGCGAAGAUGGAGAAGUGGGGUCCGGGGGACCUCGGAGCCCAGGGCCGUACGUCAAAAUGCACGCGGGGAUGGACCAUAACUCUUUCGAUAAUCCUGACUACUGGCACAGCAGGUCGUUUCAGAAAACAAAUGCUGUUCGCACGUAGGAACGGAGAAUGGGUUGAAGGAAAUGUGAGAAGUUGAAAUGUUUUUCGAACAAAUAUAGACUGAACUUUCUUCAGCGAAGAAAAAUAUUCAACAAUGCACUGGAAAUCCAGGAAAGUUGAUCAAAAUAAAUGCAUUUUUUUAAAAUGUAAAACGUGGCAUUAAGUGGUUUAGUUCCAUUCCAGUAACACCUCAUGAAGGUCAUGAAGCAUGCAAGGUCGACCAGUUUGGAUUACUUUUUGACACGGUGGAGGUACCAGAAUAACCAGAUUUAUAAGCGACACAUGUUAAGCACUGAUAUUGACAUCUAUAUGCAUAUGUUUUGUGUAGUUGAAAUGUUCUCUUGUAAAUGCCAUUGUUAAGUUCAAAAGAAGCCAAAUGUUUGUGCAUUUGUAUGUUGUAAAUUAAGUGUUGUUUUCUGUUGUCUUACUGCGCAUUCACACGGAAGGCUUGUCUGAAGCGUGGCCAACAGCCAAUCACAGUGGCCGCUACACAUGCUCCGUUCUUCCAUAAACGUAAUUGGCUGGCUUUGUCUAGGUAAUUUGCAUAAGGCGAUCUGAUUGGAUGACGCACGCGUUGCCGCUUGAAAAGUUGAGAAAUGUUCAACUUUUGCCGCGAGCAACGGGACUGACGCGGCGCCGACGGAUCCACAAUUCAGUUCGGCAACGCAUGACGUCACCCAUUAAAAGUGAAUGGGAAGCGUUAACGCUGACGCCCCGUGUGAAUGCGCCGUUACUGUAGUGUUCUCAUGCAGUGCCAAAUUCAGUCAAUGGCUGUUGCUGCCAUACCACCAUACAUCUAUUCAGAUUGAACUCAUGUUUUUUUCUAACUUUAGUGUAAUUUUAUGAAUGGGAUAUCUGAGACUAUUCAGUCUGGCCAGUUUAUUAGAUAUGGACAGUUAUAAAGCAGAUUGAUUGAAUUUAUGGUACGUUUUACCAUUUUUGUGUAUUUGCAAGCCUUGUGAACAAAUAAUAAUGAAGUACCUGUAUUGUGUUUCAAAUGAAAUGGCCAGUAAACAAGCUUUACAACAACAUAUCAACUCAAGUAUUUACUUAAUUACAUGUUUUGAUACAUUGUAUGAUAUAUGCUGUCAUAACGAACUUUUACAAUUUUUGUAGGAUUUACUAUACAGAUUUUACCAUUUUAAUAAAAUGUUUAUGAAUAAACUUUGACUUUUUGAAACUUCAAAAA